Molecule: messenger RNA, 3053 nt
Organism: Cuculus canorus (common cuckoo)
Lineage: Eukaryota; Metazoa; Chordata; Aves; Cuculiformes; Cuculidae
Product: ras-related protein Rab-18-B
Exons: 7
Coding region: 57-698 (213 amino acids)
Molecular function (GO): GTPase activity; GTP binding
Source: RefSeq, a predicted model, not a curated record
CGCCGCAGCCCCCGCCCCGCCCGCCCCGCCCCGGCCGAGAGGCGGUACCGCCCCGGAUGGCGCUGCGGGAGCCGCGAGGGAUGGAGGCGGCGGGGCUGACGGUGAAGCUGCUGCUCGUCGGGGACAGCGCGGUGGGCAAAUCCAGCCUUCUGCUGAGGUUCACUGGCGGCGCCUUCGAUCCCAGCCAGAAGCCCACCAUCGGUGUUGAUUUUAAAGUGAAGAAAAUGGUGAUAGAUGGGCACGCGGUGCAGCUGGCUAUAUGGGACACAGCAGGACAGGAGCGCUUUAGAACACUGACUCCCAGUUAUUACCGAGGAGCUCAAGGGGUUAUUUUAGUUUACGAUGUUACAAGAAAAGACACUUUCGCAGGACUGGAGAGCUGGCUGAACGAGCUGGAGGUGUAUACCACCAAAAGCAACACUGUGAAGAUGUUAGUUGGCAAUAAAACCGAUAAGCCUGAUCGUGAAGUAGAGAGAAAAGAAGGACUCCAGUUUGCUAGGAAGCGCUCGCUGCUUUUUAUGGAAACCAGUGCCAAGACACAGGAUGGAGUGCAACUUGCCUUUGAGGAACUCGUCGUAAAGAUCCUGCAGACCCCAGAUCUUUGGGACAAAGGCACAGAGAAGCGAGGAGUUGAGCUGACGGGAUCUUCAGCACAGCGGAAUAAGAGCUUAUGCGGUGGAUUCUGUCCGCUUUCUUAAAUCCCCAGUGGCCGCUCUGCCUGAAACGAGUGCACUUCUUUUUUAAGGAACCAGGAUGGGGGGAUUCUAAACACUCCUCUGUGCCUUGUUUGACCCAGCGCUGGUUGUGUGGAUCCAAACCCCAACCUUUUUAGCUAUUUUUAGCAAAAUACACAUUGUAUUCCUUAACAAAAUAGAGUUUCUCCUUCUCUUAUGCACUUUUAUCUCCAGAUCUUUUUCUGGUACCUUUUACUGUUAAAUCAUAGCGCUUCUUGGGAGUCUUGUGCUUUCGCUGUACGGCGUUCGACACAGCCUUUUUCUGAACUGACCGAGUGCGGAAAGGAGAAAGGUGGUGGGUUUUUAUAAUACGUAUAUAAAUAUAGACACAAAUAUGGGUAAUGAAUAAGGCAACAUCACUGUGCGAGGCAGCCCAGCAACGAUUCCUGUUAGGAUGACGUUAUGGGCUCGUUUUCUCUUGCACAGGAGGAUCCGAAGUGCCAUGGCCUGAUUUAAGAUGGAAAGAGUCAGAAGAGAUGGGAAGAAGCUGUGGGAAUGAGCGGAGAAGGUUACUGCUUCUGUCGCAGGUGGAAGGCAGGCGUGUGCGUGCGUGUUUUGAGGAGGGUAUUGCAAAGCGUUAUGGGAUGGAUCCACAGUUUAGAGACGUAGAACUAUAGCUGUCAGCAUUUCAUUUCCACUCGUGUUUCUGAAAAGCUGAACGGCCCCACAUAGAAUUGUACCCGCAGAGGGGCUCCUGUAGAAGAGUGUAUGAGGAAACGUGUCGGCUUCAGAUGGGACCACCUUGAAGAAGGAACCAAAUUAUAGCACCUCCCGGGCUGCAGUGCCUUCCUGCCUCACUUCCCAAAGAGUUAAACGCCUUAAGAGUUCUCUUCUGCUGUUAUUUUUAGCAUUCAACUGCAUUCUCACCCUCGGGCUCACUGUAGCUCUGUCUGCUGGAAUAUCCUUAUAGACUUCUGCCUUCAGUCCUUUGUGGAUACAAAACUUGUUUCACACUAAGUGAACCACUUUUUGGAGAUUUAAACCCUUUGCAUUGUGUAUAAAAUGUUUCUGCUGAGAUGUCUUUAUGUUGCAUUCUUCUUCCAGAGCUUCCAUUAGGCACUGCCACCUUGUGCAAAGUCAACGUCCAAUUACAGGAUUCGCUGAAAGGUUGGAGUGUGUGUGUGUGUGUAAGGGGGUCGGUGACAGGAGUCUGACCGUGGCCUUUUGCAACUAUAUACAGAAUCAUAGAGUAGUUUGUGUUGGAAGGGACCUCAAAGCCCAUCCAGUUCCAACCCCUGCCAUGGGCAGGGACACCUCCCACUGGCUCAGGCUGCCCAAGGCCCAUCCAACCUGGCCUUGAACCCCUCCAGGGAUGGGGCAGCCACCACUGCUCUGGGCAACCUGGGCCAGGGCCUCCCCACCUUCAUUGUGAAGAAAUUCCUCCUUACAUCUGGUCUAAAUAUGCCUCUCUCCAGUUUAUACCUGUUCCCCCUCAUCCUAUCACCACAAGCACUUGUGAACAGCCCCUCUCCAGCUUUCUUGUAGCCCCUUCAGGUACUGGAAGGUCGCUCUAAGGUCUCCUCGGAGCCUUCUCUUUUCCAGGCUGAACAACCCCAACCUCUCUCAUAUGGAAGGUGCUCCAGCCCUUGGAUCAUCCUUGUAGCCUCCUCUGUACCCAUUGCAACAGCUCCAUCUCCUUUUUAUGUUGAGGAUUCCAGAACUGGACACAACCCUUCAGAUGAGGUCUCCCAAGAGAGGAGCAGAGGGGCAGAAUCCCCUUCCUCCCUGCUGGCCACGCUGCUUUGGAUGCAGCCCAGGACACGGUUGGUUUCUGGGCUGAUAGUGCAGAUCGCCGGCUCGUGUUGAGCUUCUCACUGACCAGCACCCCCAAGUACUUCUCUGCAGGGCUGCUCUCAAUAUAUACACUUAUAUAUAUAUAUAUAUGUGCCUUACAAAUAGCAUUUCCUUAGCCAUAAGAUGUGUUUUCACAUGUUCAUUUUUGUUUAUAGCUCAAAUAGAGGCAAGAAGAACAGGAAAAUACUGCACAUACCCGUCAAAAACCUAUUGAAGAGGCUUGUUGGCUGUCAGCCUGCCUAUGAUCAAAAUAAUUCAGAGAUUGCUUGGCAGGGAUGUGCUUUAAUUUUUGUUUUGUAUAAAUAUUUUAUUAUGAAACAAAUUGUGUUGGGAUGGUUUAAAAAUUAUAGCUACGUUGAACUAGAAAAAACUAUACCUUAAAAAAUCUGCGUGUAAUAAGAUAGUGUUCGGUAUUGAGCAAAGGGCAAGAGGGAAGCGUUUUAUAGAACAAGAUUAAGAUGGAAAUUUGGGUUGAAGGGCUGCCUGUGUGAAAGAAACAUGUGUGGUCUUUGUGCUGAGGGCUGA